AACAGCACCUACUGCCGUUAUUGAAUCCGUCCCAUGUGGCCUGGUGACGUCAUCGGGGGCGCCAUCUUGAAUUGCAGUACCUGCAGCAGAGGUGCCCCGCAUGAAGGGCUGAUGCGGCAAAUAUUCCAACAUCUUUCCAUCACUUCACAGUAGUCGCGGCAUUUCCCAGUGGAGGUACCUGGACUGUGUGAGCGGGAUUAUCUCCAACCAGCCACCCGGUGAAAGGGAUAUACCUAUACCGUAGGGUCUACCGUUACCAGUCCCCAUCCCUGCACGUUCUGACCGCCUACAAGCACCAUGACGGACGCCGAUCCAGCAGCCGCCACCAACGGACCCAUGUCCGAGGCGGACGAGACCGCGGCCAUCCAGAAGCGCUGCGACGAGGUCACAGACGAGUCUCUGGAGAGCACCCGUCGGAUGCUGUCAUUGAUGGAAGAGGGAAAAGAAGAAGGAAUCAAAACCCUCGUCGCACUUGAUGAACAAGGAGAACAAUUGGAAAAGAUCGAAGAAGGACUGGACCAGAUCAACAAGGACAUGAAAAUUGCUGAGGGCGCUCUGAAAGAUUUAGAAAAGUGCUGUGGACUCUGUGUUCUUCCUUGGAAUAGAACCAAGGACUUUGACAAAGAGCAGGAGAGUGAGAACCCGUGGAAGGCCAAUGAGGACGGCCAGGUAGUAAACAGCCAGCCCGUGCGCAUGGACGACCCGAGCCAGACCGUCCAGCUGUCCGGAGACUUCAUCAUGAGAGUCAACAAGGAUGACGCACGAGAAGACGAAAUGAACGAGAACCUGGGACAGGUCAACAGCCUGAUUGGUAACCUGAAGCACAUGGCCGUGGACAUGGGGACUGAGAUCGAGGGCCAGAACCGCCAGAUCGACAGGAUCAAGUCCAAGUCCGAUUACAACGAGAUUCGUGUGAAAAGCGCGAACCAACGGGCGACCAAACUGCUGGCCAAGGACUAGAGCAGGCCCCGCAAUGUUGCACAACUCUCUUUUCGUCAGCUGUCUGUGUGUCGACGUUUAUGUUGUAUUUCAUGUUGUGUGGUCGCUCUUCUCGGUGUCCCGGAGUACGUACUUCUAUCGCAUAAACGCUUGCAUGACCACAGGGGCCUCGUGGGCAAACGCUUUCCGUAUAAUAACAUGCUAGUCAUGUUAAUCUGCAAUAAAACCUGAUAAUCAAGAAUCCAUGCUCCUCCGUCAGCCGUGCAAAGCCAGGUCAAUAGUGACUGUGAAAGCAACAGAACCGUAGGACCAAUUCAACCGCGGGAGUUUUGUUUCACAAGGAUCAUGAACUCCUCUGCAACGCAUAGUCUUACCGUUUCCUACGCAGUGUUUGUACCAUUUGACAAAGGGGAAUUUUACGGGGAUGAUGUGAGGAGCAAGGAUGUAAUAAACUAGAUAAAUGGGGGAAAAAGAGAUAAAAAGAUAUGCAACUUAGAAGAAAGGGAGGUUGUAUCAUCGAUUGUAAAGCCAAUGUUGAUUGAAGGGAGAUAAUUCUUGCUGUGUAUGAUACAAGGAUUUGUAUAGCUAUAAAGACUACAUAUAGUUACGUGUGUGUAGACAGUGUUCAAGUCUGUGUCUCGAUGUGUACGUAGUAAACAGAAUAGCCGUUGUAGUGUUUGUUCAAAGCUUCAACUUCACUGUGUAAUGUUGGUAUUUCAGGCGGUAAUUAACAAGAAUCGCAUUGAGGACGCUGAUAAGAGAACGAAGCGAGCCCUGGUGAAAGCCAAGUAGAACAUGUUCCCGCGGCUGCUGGGGACAGCUAGGGUGGGUAGGCAGUAUGGACGGAUACCUUUAGCACUAUAGAUAGCUAAUAGCAUAUUUCUACUUCAGUUUGAACUGUCAGUCGCCAUACCAAAGUGUGCGAGUUCCGACUAAAUGUCCCAUCAUGUCCACGUUGGGGCUGCAACUAGGAAAUGGGAAGUUAAAUAAUGAUGUAUUAAAUAUUCCAAUAGCAACAACAAUGUUCAUUGUGCCGUGUAUAGUCGAUAUCUCGCCAGGUUGGGGAAGAACAACAUGGUGAAACUGGUCACGACAGAUUCUGUAUAUGAAAACAACGAAAGCAAGGUGCAAUUGUACAAUGAUACUGUGGAAUGACUCAUAGAACAGAAGGGUUUAAAACAGAUGAAGGGGCGUCCGACUUCACCCCCAUAGGUCAUGUCACAGUAGUUUGUCCCGUUUAUAUUUUACCAUUCUUCAUCUUACCCUAAGUGUUCCACCAACCCCUGUAUUGUAUAUGAAUAUAGAUUAAUCUAUGUUAGCACAGAAGCAAAUUAUAUCAGGACAAAUAUAUGCUCGCGAAAACAAA
Molecule: messenger RNA, 2305 nt
Organism: Branchiostoma floridae (Florida lancelet)
Lineage: Eukaryota; Metazoa; Chordata; Leptocardii; Amphioxiformes; Branchiostomatidae
Product: synaptosomal-associated protein 25-like
Exons: 8
Coding region: 298-960 (220 amino acids)
Biological process (GO): exocytosis; synaptic vesicle priming; synaptic vesicle fusion to presynaptic active zone membrane
Cellular component (GO): SNARE complex; plasma membrane
Molecular function (GO): syntaxin binding; SNAP receptor activity
Source: RefSeq, a predicted model, not a curated record